Saccostrea cuccullata (small rock oyster) is the source of this 4541-nucleotide messenger RNA. RefSeq lists its product as uncharacterized. Lineage: Eukaryota; Metazoa; Mollusca; Bivalvia; Ostreida; Ostreidae. The coding region runs from base 1 to 2667 and encodes 888 amino acids. The record is from RefSeq and is a predicted model, not a curated record. The transcript has 10 exons.
AUGUUAGACAAUGAUAUUGCCGAAUUGACUGAUAUCUAUAAAGUGUUAAAAAAGGAAAACAACAUCCUCAGACUUCUAUCAGAUGAUGUCCGCCAUCAGGUGAUGAGUUACUUCGUGAAGAAUUGUCUGAUAACUGACGAGGACUACGAGAAUUAUAUCAAGCUGUCAUCUGUUGACUCUUUGUUGGAGUACGUACGGCCAUGGUGGUAUGAUGUUACGUAUAAAAAUUACCCAUUCAUAUCCCUAGAAAAAAAUCUGUUCCUACCGGAGAGUUUGGAGGAUUCAUUGUUUCAAAGACUUGGCUUAGACGUUAUUCGUCACCCCAUUAUAGAUAAUGAUGAGGAGGAUUGUGAUCAGAGAACACAAGUUCUAUUCAGACAAAUAGUGAAAGAAAAAUUUAACAUACCAGAGGAAAUAUUUUACUGGGAAUAUGACGCACGAUGUAGAUACAUAGAAUGUGCUAAACGGGGAACAAAGACAGUACAUAGAGCCCGUGCGAUGAUUGUUGGAUGUGCAGGUGCUGGGAAAACCACCCUUCUAAAACGACUACAGAAGCUAGAAUUAAAGGAUUUACUGAACGUGUGCUCCACUGUUGGACUUGAGGUUCAUGAAGACAUGUUUGAACUGGAUGAAAACUCUUGUUUGAGAGCAUUAUCAGACACAAAAACAAUCAAAGACGACAAGCAGAUUCUUAGUGUGGUUGAUUUUGGAGGCCAGUGUGCUUACUAUGCCUGUCAUCAAGUGUAUCUGAGCAGAAGAGCUUUCUAUCUGCUGGUGAUAGAUAUGUCAAAAUCAUUUACAGAAAAAGUUGACGAAAAUAAAUGUGAGCAACGGGGGACAAUAUUUGCUGACUGGACAUAUGGAGAAUAUAUUCUUUUCUGGCUGAAAUCUGUUCACAAUUAUUGUGCUGAGAACACGUCAAUCAUUAUUGUAGCUACACACUGUGAAGAUGUUACACAAAAGGAUAAAAACGAAUUUUAUGGAAAGCUCUUGGAUUUGCUACCUACAGAUUCCAAUCUUAAGAAACAUUUACACCAUGAGAGGUGUUUCUUUGUCCAUUUUCCUUGUGAUAAAGGCGGAAAAUUGGAAAUUUUAUCUGAAUUAGAAAACUGUAUUGUUACUAUUGCCAAAGACAGAAGAUGGAAAGAAAACAUUCCAAAAGAAUGGUCCAUAAUUGAACUUGUCUUAAUCAAAAUGAGACGUUCUAUCAAGAUCGUUUCCGUCAAAGAUCUCAAAGAGACAUAUUGGAAGGCUGAGAAAGAUGAUGGUAUAAAAAUAGAAGAUGCGCUGUGUUUUUUCCACGAUAUUGGAUUGAUUUUGCACUUUAAAGAGGAGAACCUUUCAAAUACUAUCAUUGUUGACGUCCAAUGGUUUGUUGAUAUAUUUAAAUUUAUAAUAUCGGACAGAAAUCAUGUCCGAGAUUUAGCAGAAACAGACAAAGACUGGCAGUACUUCCAAAGGACAGGGUAUCUCAUGGACAAUUUCCUUAGUCGAAUUUGGGAGAGCUUAACUAUAAAAUCUCGGGAAAGGCCUACCAUUCUGCAAUAUAUGCAAAGACUAGGAUUACUUGUGAUAGGGGAAGUAAAACACUAUGUCCCAUGUAUGAAUAAAAGAGAUUUUGGCAGAAAUGAACAAAUUGCAUUACGAGGAAUGGAAACACAAUCUUCCGUGUUGGUGCUUCAUUUUCACUUUUUGCCUUUCUUCUUUUACUGUCGAUUGAUAGUUGCAUGUAUCGUGGGAACAGAGUGGAAGGUGGUAGAGGAUGAAGGUAUACCAUGCUUGUAUAAAAACAUAGCAAUUUUUGUAUACAUGGACCAUCUUAUUGCCUUGGUUGUGACGCAAACUGCAAUUCAAGUCCAGAUUUUGAGACCACAAAAUUUGCCUAUUGAUGCCAUCAUUGCCGUAAAUAUAAAGCAUAUUCUAGAAAAUAGACUUGGUUACUUAACAAGUACAUUUCACAAAAAAGUUGCAUAUAGAGUUGCAUUUCAGUGUUCAGAUCAAGAUGUGCUGUGCGAUAAUGUAGGGUGCUACGUGUAUGAAGAUGAAAUAUCAAAGAAAGGUCAAAUACUAUGUCCAAGACAUGGAUUUACAAGGAAGCACAUGAUAAACGAAGACGCUCUGACAAAAAUCUGGAAAAUCGCCACACCAUCUGUUUCCUGUACUAAAUCUGGGAAAGUUCCAUUGACAAACGAAGAGAAGUUGAGAAAGCUUAUAACACUUGGAAAAGAUGCUUUGCAGGUGUAUUUUGAUUCCAUUUUUCCAUCAGAGGAUUUACAAAAAUGCCUCAAAGAUAACAAGGAAUCCCUUUGUAAUGGACCUUAUAGAUUCACAGCUAAAGAAGUUAACAUUGUUUAUCCAGCCUCCGGGUCAGCUGUAGAGUCCUCUUUGUUUGAUGUCCCCAUCAUGUACAAAUUAUUGAGAAAUUUCGGGAACAACGUUCCACCGCCAACUAAUGGUUGGGGAAAGGAGCCAAAUGUUGGACAGAAAAACCAGGGUGACGACAUUGAGAGAAUUCGCAAGUACAGGAAUCAGCUUUGUCAUAAUCAAUUCAACACACAGAACAUGGAUGAUGAUGAUUUUGUAUUUUAUAGAGAAGAACUGACACAGGCAAUACUGAGACUCACAAAAAGAUCUUUUAAAAGCAGAAUUAAGGACAUUUGUCAAUAAAUUACAAAGAAUCCCAACAGAUAUUAAAGCGAUAUGAUACAUCGUCGUUUUGAAGGCAAAGAAUCAACAAGACAGAAAGAAAAAGAAGAUAUUGAGAGACAAUGAACCGAAGUUACACGACUUACCUCUAAUAAAAUAAACAUUUCAAAAAAUUCUUUAAAGCUUUUACUUAGUAUCACAUUCAAUUUAGAUUUUUUUUAUUAUUAAUGUUGAUAAUUUCUUUGAUGUGAUUGUCAAGAAUGAAAAUGAAUAACCACUUAUUAUUUAUUAACAGAUUAAUCAUGAAAAUAAAUCGUUUCCACGACUUGAAUGUCAAACUAAUUGCUCGCAGUCUUAAUCAAUAUUACUCGGAAAAAGAAUGGAACACAUUUACAUGUUGGUUCUACUUCUAGAGUGUGAGUAGCCUUUUUGGCAAAUGAUUCAUAAAAGAUGACAUAGAGAAAUGACAUACGCGAUGUCUUUUUAAAAAAGUACAAUUUGCAUAUGCAUGUUUGAGUCUUUUCAGUUUUGACCUUGAUCUAAGAAUUUGAUUUGCAUAUGCGAAACAUCAUUCUUCUACCUAAGCUGCUAUAAGAGGGUAUCAUCGUUUCAAACACAGAAUUUGGCACUCCACUAGAUUAAAACUUAUUGAAGUCAAUAGCCCCUUGAUUAUUUUAGUCGUGUAUAUCAAAAGCUAGUUUUAUCACAAUGAUUCUCUUUGAGUUUAUAUCAAACGUAAUUUAAUUUUGACAAUUUUUUUAAUUUUCAAAAGCUGUGCAAGUGAAUAAUAUUUGUUUUGAUUUAUUCGAUAUAUUUUGUCUAAAGCUUUCCAUGACCGGGAAACGUACACAGUCAAUGGUGACAUGUUUUGUACGUAACAAUUUUUUUUAUUUUUUUUUUGUCAUUGUAUAGUUAUAGCAAAUUUUGUUACGGGGUUAUAUUUACUUCAGAAUUGUUACACUUGUAACUCUUUUUAUUGUAUCAAAUUGCAAAAUUACAUAUAAAUAUAUAUGAAUAAGAAGACCAGUGUUAUGUUUUAAUGAAACCAAAUUCAAUUUCAAUCUAGAUGGCCACAAUGUAGUUUACUUCUGUAAGAAGGUUAUUUAUAUUUACUGGAUUUAAGAAAUUCAACCAUGAGAAGCAAUGACCAAUGUUCUAUCUAACUGCAGUAUUACAUUAUUUUAUAGAGGUAAAAAUGAACGAUUCUUAUAAUGUGUAGCAUGACAAACCAUAUUCAUUUCUUUACAAAAGGCUAUUUUUUUUUUCACACAUUUUGCAACGAUUUCCUUUUCGUCAUUUAAAAUACAACCUAUCAAAUAAUGAUAUAAAUAGUGUAUCAACUCAAUUAGUCUGCGAUAAAUUCUUGAAGACAUGCACAGUAAUUAACAUUUAGUCAAGGUUUAAACAUAUUUUAGAAUCUUUAAAAAGUUUUAGAAAUUUCCAUAAAAGAGUCCAAAACAUCUGCAUUGACAUUUUGAUUGAUUAUAAACUUCCCAAUUUAUUUGAAUCUUUUAUGUUGAAAAUAAGGAAAAAAUCAUGAAAAUCCUUUCUUUUGCAUUUAAGAUUAAAAGGAAACGUAAAUGAUUUAAUGUUUCCUUUUUGAAAUUUUUUUUAAAAUGGGGGGCACUGCAGAACUGAACAUGUCCCGUAACAUAAAUGUAUAUGGAACAGUGUAAAGUGUAGUCAUUUGAAGAUGCAACAAAUAUUCUUACAAAAGAACACUCCACAAAUUGAACCAAUGUCUGGUUCCUUUUAAGGACACAAGUUCAAGAAAAUUAUCGAUAUUUCCAAAUCCUUGAUAUAAAAAAUUAAAUCAAAAUUUCUCAUUCAGUAAAUUGUUCAUUCCAAUUUUUUCUCUUUUAAUUUUAAGAAAAUACGGUACUUCAUUGAUAUUU